CAUAUUAAAGUUCAUCAAGUCGGAUCCGUUGUGCACUGCAGAUGGCGCAGUGUAUUACUGACGAUGAUUUAACACGGAAAUGAUUGCAAAGAGCACUCAGACUCCAAAGAUCAGAUGCUUGUGCACCGCAUUGUCUGCCGACCGCGUUCGAUUGUUGAUCGUGUGUCGCGCGUCACAGCUGUGCGUUUUCGUGAAAUUCGUUUGCACCUGAAAUUCGAAUCUCUCCACGAACAAGGCUUCGCGUCCACUUGGUUCACUGUCGUUGGCGAUGAUGAGCAACUACGGCGAUAGCAUUGUGUGUCACGCGCGGCAAGAGCUGACCAGUGAGGAUAAGGAAUAUGCGGCGGUAUAUUUGAAUGAGACCGACGAGACGAGAGAGAACGCCGUCGCGGAGAUCAGACGUUGGAUCAAUGAGAGCGACGACUUGCGCGUACGAAUCGAUGACUUCCUUAUUCUGCGAUUUUUGAGAGUUUGCAAAUUUAAUCUCGAGAAAACAAAGAUUAGGAUGCAAAACUAUUAUAAGCAGCGAUGCCAGUCACCAGAAUGGUGUACGAAUAAAGAUCCGUUUCGACCAGAACUACAGGAACUGCUUGAUUUAGGGAUAUUUUUGCUCCUGCGGAAGCCGGAUCAUCAAGGAAGAUUGGUUAUUAUUGUACGCGGCACUCGGCACGAUCCGAGAAGGCACAACAUAUCAGACAUAAUUAAGAUCGGUAUAAUGGCAAUGGAAGUGGUGAUGAAGACUUAUACCGCAGGAUCUGUGUACGGUUGCUCAGUGUUCCUAGACGUAGCCAAUCCAACGAUGCGCCAUGCUAUUCAAAUGCGGCCCCAAGUAGUAAUGAAUUUGAUCCACACGUGGCAGAACUGCUAUCCUAUGAGAACCCAAUCGAUUAACGUAAUCAACGCGCCCGAAUAUGUCGAGGUUGUUCUGAGAAUUUUUAGAUCCUUCAUGACUGAGAAGAUGAAGAACAGAUUACACGUCUAUAACGCACGAAAGACGAAGCAGAACUGUUUCAAGGAUAUUCCAGCUGACGUUUUGCCCAUCGAAUAUGGAGGCACCGGGGGUACACUGCAGGAAUUAACAGCAUAUUGGAAGAAAUUAAUUGAGGAGAAUCACGACUGGCUUAUGGAUGAUGAGAACGACAAAAUUACUAUUUCGAAGUAAAUUCAGCAUCGACAAAAAUGUGUGUUCUUAGCACUCGCUUGUAUUCAUAAUAUUCAUUAUCGUAUGGAAUGUAAUGUCGGAAGUUGAACUUUCUCUGCAAAUUUUUUUACGAAAAAAAUUAUUUUUUUCUCUUUUUCCUGCACAAGGGAUUCUAUCGGCGAUAGAAUAUAAUAUAAAAGAAGAGAUUACUAUAGAACGUUUAGUAAAGAAUAAACUUACUUUUAGUCAGUAGUUUAUAUUUUUAAAUUACGUAAAAAAUUCAUUGUAUUUAUCUUGUACUUAAAACCUAGCUAGUUCAUUUGAUUUCUUUUAUUAUACAUUUUUCUGCUUAUACAUUUUAAUUAAUCUAUUUUAGAUGUAUAAUCGAGAGAUAUACGACUAUACGUAUAAUAUACAAAAUAAUAAUAUAAUUAUUUAUAUGAAAAUUUGUAUUUGUAUCUGUACGUAUUUUAUUUAAAUGACUGGUACGUUGCGUAGUGUAAAAAAUUGAGCAUAUUUUUCAUUGCACGUUUAGCGUAUUUUCUAAAAGAUAAAAACACAUUAUGACGUCAUUAUGACCCGCGUAUAUAAUGAGCGUGCAUCAAGAGCUGACAAGCGAGAAAAAGGAGUAUGCAAUAGCAUAUUUGAACAAUUAAGAUUAAUGAGAUUAGAAGGUCAUUGCAAAGUUGAAACGAAUUGAAAAAACUACAGAUAAAAAUAAGCGAUCCUACAUAGCGGGAUAUUAAAAUAUUGUAAAAUUCAUACUCGAUGAAAUUCAAUUGAAAUUUAUUAACUUCAGCAAUAAAAAUUAUUUGUAACUGUACGUCAAUUUACAUCUGAUCGUUUGCCCGAUAAAAUAUGCUCGUAAUGUGUAUAUUUGAAGUUACAAAUGUUAAAUAAAUUAUUAUCUAUCUGUAAUUUAAAUUUGAAAUUCAAUUAAAGCGGAAAAUUUUAGUAGAAAAAUAUCAAGAUAUUACGUUCUCCGGAAGCAAAGAAAGAAGCAAAUGAAGCAGGAAAAAAGAAAAAAAUUAAUCCUAAUAAGCAGAGUUUGCGUGCUUAAAAUGCGCUGGGAAUUUUAAUGCCAAUCUGUUUGUUUAAUGCAAAUUUUUUAAACGUUUAAAUGCAAAGUUGAAGAAUAAAAUUGCAUGUUUACGCGAUACACAAUAAUUUUACAGAUAUUCCAAACAAUCUUGUUAAUUAUAAAUUAUGUAACAGAUUACCGUAGAUAAUUACCGUAAACUAGAAUAAAACGAAUGUAAUAUGCAUAAUUGUUAGUAAAUUAGUCAAGAAUGCUUCUUAUUAAAAAAAAAAAUUGCAAAAGGAAAA
This is a messenger RNA of Wasmannia auropunctata (little fire ant), 2467 nucleotides long. RefSeq names its product alpha-tocopherol transfer protein-like. NCBI's taxonomy places the organism in Eukaryota, Metazoa, Arthropoda, Insecta, Hymenoptera, Formicidae. The transcript has 5 exons. The record is from RefSeq and is a predicted model, not a curated record. The coding region runs from base 269 to 1162 and encodes 297 amino acids. Gene Ontology annotation, cellular component: membrane. Gene Ontology annotation, molecular function: phosphatidylinositol bisphosphate binding.